AUGACGAAGCGACAACGCACAAGCUCCCGGUCCGUAUCCCCAGCGGGCGACAAGCUGGCAAUGGACGACGAUUCGGACGACGCCAUGGCCACACGCAACGGGUCGUCCAAAAAGGCAUCGCGCAGUGCAGCGCUCGCACGGUCACAGGCACAGCGCGAGCGGGCCGAGAAGGAAGAAAAGGAACGGCAGCGCGCCGAGGCCGCUAGCAAACGCAACGGACGCGCAGAGCGUCGCAGAGUCGACGGUAAGGACACGACAAAGGGUAGAAAGUCCUGUGCAAGUAGUGAAGGGCACGCCGCUAACUCGGAAACAGAUUCCGAUCCGUCAGAUGAAGCGCCAUUAGCAACAACGCGUGCGACGGCCGCAACGCGGACAUCGUCUGCCCCCGCCCCUCCCGCAGCCACACCAGCAACAGCGUCGGCGAGUGGAAAUACCUCCACAACACCGACCAAUGCCCCCUCGCUGUCCGCCACGCCGGCGCCUGCCACCGCGCCGCGCUCAGUGCCACCUCGACCUUCCCAGCCGUCACCCGAAACGCCACCACCGACCUCCGCACCUGCCAUGGCACAGUCCAAGUCCAAGGGCGGCCGGCCGACGCACAAGAAGAAGGGCCGCAACCAAUACACCAAGGAGCGGGACGCGCGCGAGGAGCUCAACUCGAUGACCCGGUCACGAUCCAGGGACGUGCCAGACAACGGGCAGAGCAAGCCGGGCUCGAGCAGCGGCAGUGGCUCGCACAGCAACCAGAACAACAAGUCCGGGUCGCGCUCCAAGGGCGGCGGCGGCAGCAACAGUCGUGUCAGCCUCAACGAGAUGCGGCGACGCGUCUCGGCCAUGUCGGACUUUAUUGGCAAGACGCAGAUUGACAUUGCCAGCGGCGAGUACCUGGCGUCGGCGGUGGCCACACCAGACGGCGGCAAGGCCGGCAGUGUCCAUGCAGCGACGGACCCGAACAGCGCAGCGACAACACCGUCGUCCACCUCGGCAUCACAACAGCCAGCCACCAGCAACGGCGUGUCGUUGGAUGUUGCGCACGAGAAGGACUUUAAACAGCUCCCGCUAUUGGAGAUGAUGGACACGCUCACUCGGAACAUCAUACACUGGCAGAACCAGUACGGAAAUUGA
This is a messenger RNA of Sporothrix brasiliensis 5110, 1125 nucleotides long. RefSeq lists its product as uncharacterized. The transcript has a single exon. Gene Ontology annotation, cellular component: Rpd3L complex; Rpd3L-Expanded complex. The record is from RefSeq and is a predicted model, not a curated record. NCBI's taxonomy places the organism in Eukaryota, Fungi, Ascomycota, Sordariomycetes, Ophiostomatales, Ophiostomataceae. Gene Ontology annotation, biological process: negative regulation of rDNA heterochromatin formation; negative regulation of silent mating-type cassette heterochromatin formation. Bases 1 to 1125 code for a protein of 374 amino acids.